Anthostomella pinea is the source of this 465-nucleotide messenger RNA. NCBI's taxonomy places the organism in Eukaryota, Fungi, Ascomycota, Sordariomycetes, Xylariales, Xylariaceae. The record is from the annotation of a GenBank genome assembly.
AUGCAAAUCAAGUCCCACCUCACUGCAGCCGCUCUCGCGAGCGUCGUGGCUGCCGACUGCUUCGAGGAUAUGAAUGUCUAUCAUCCCGACUUGAAACAGUGGAAAGAUCCAGCAUACAACGCAGCAGUCAAGAAGGUUGUCGAGAAGGCCUGUAACGACGGUACCCUCCACGGGGACUAUGAUGGCAACAACAAUGAUGGCAAGGGUCAUAAGGAGGUAGCCUACCAGAUCAAGGGCCACGAGGACAUGGGAUAUGUACAACUUCAAAUCAGCCGCCUAGGAAAAACCAAGCGCACCCUCCCACCGGCCGAAUGCAUCAGCGGCCUGACUAAAGAAGUCAGAGCUUGCAGCUGGGGCGGCUUGAGCGACUACUGGAACUGGGAGUACAUUGCUACGCCGGAAUCCGCCCAAUCGAUGAAGGCUGAUAUGUACCCGAUGGAUCAGAUUAAGGAUAUCUCGGUCUGA